Molecule: messenger RNA, 2254 nt
Organism: Scatophagus argus
Lineage: Eukaryota; Metazoa; Chordata; Actinopteri; Scatophagidae
Gene: dnajb11
Product: DnaJ heat shock protein family (Hsp40) member B11
Exons: 10
Coding region: 108-1190 (360 amino acids)
Biological process (GO): protein maturation; protein folding
Cellular component (GO): endoplasmic reticulum
Molecular function (GO): misfolded protein binding
Source: RefSeq, a predicted model, not a curated record
GGGCGGGCUUUUUCUGACAGGAGGAAGAAGGCUUGUGACUGGUAGCGGGUUCCAAUCUCCCAAAGCCGGCUGUUCUUUUUCUACCUCCUGUUAAAAUAUUGAGAUCUAUGGCCAGCAAAGGGAUGAAUCUGUGCAAUGUAUGCUGCCUUCUUCUGUGUGUUAUUACGGCAGUGCUUGCGGGGCGAGAUUUCUAUAAAAUCUUGGGAGUGAGCAAGAGUGCAUCAAUCAGGGACAUCAAGAAGGCCUACAGAAAACUGGCUCUUCAGUUACACCCCGACAGAAACCCAGACGACCCCAAAGCUCAAGACAAAUUUGCAGACUUGGGGGCGGCUUAUGAGGUGCUCUCAGAUGAGGAGAAAAGGAAACAGUAUGAUGCUUAUGGGGAAGAUGGACUUAAAGAGGGUCACCACAGCUCGCACAAUGAUAUCUUCUCAAGCUUCUUUGGUGACUUUGGGUUCAUGUUUGGAGGCAACCGACAGCAACAGGACAGGAACAUCCCCAGAGGAAAUGACAUCAUAUUAGACCUGGAGGUUACGCUGGAAGAGGUGUACUCUGGGAACUUUGUUGAGGUUGUGCGUAAUAAGCCUAUAGCCAAAGAAGCCCCUGGCAAAAGGAAGUGUAACUGCAGACAGGAAAUGAGGACGACGCAGCUCGGACCUGGCCGCUUUCAGAUGACUCAGGAGAUGGUGUGCGAUGAGUGUCCCAAUGUAAAGCUGGUAAAUGAAGAGAGGACGUUGGAGGUGGAAAUUGAACAGGGAGUGAGAGAUGAAAUGGAGUACCCUUUCAUUGGAGAAGGGGAACCCCAUAUUGAUGGUGAGCCUGGAGAUCUACGUUUCCGCAUCAAGGUGUUAAAGCAUCCUGUAUUUGAACGCAGAGGAGAUGACCUGUACACCAAUGUCACCAUCUCCCUGGUUGAGGCGCUGGUCGGCUUUGAGAUGGACAUUGUACAUCUGGAUGGACACAAGGUCCAUAUAGUGAGAGAUAAGAUCACCAAGCCUGGUGCUCGAAUGUGGAAGAAGGGAGAGGGCCUGCCAAACUUUGACAACAUCAACAUACGAGGUUCCCUCAUCAUCACCUUCGACGUGGAGUUCCCUCAGACACAGCUCGAUGAGCAGCAGAAAGAUGGUAUUCGGAAUCUUCUGAAGCAGGGCUCUGUACAGAAGAUUUACAAUGGACUACAAGGAUACUAACACACUAACAGAUGCAGCCUGGACUGAGUUAUCUGACACAAACACACACAUACAUCUUCAGUCGUUCAGAGGAGGGUGCUCUGUAAUUCUGGCCAGGGUGUAUUUAUUAUUUUCAGAUUGUUCUCAGGAUGGCUUGAAUUCAGUUUGUUUUUAAUGUUCUACAUUUUGACAGCAGUGGCACAGAUGUUUUAUUUGAAGUGUAGAAAUGCAAAGAAUGCCAUAUCUCUGUUGAUUGUUUUUUGUCCCCUCGUUCUAUUAAAAUAAGGCCUUUUUGUUUGCUUUUUAAAAUCAAAUUCACUUCUUUCUCUCUGACGAUCAAACACUUGCUGAGAUACUGACAAACUGGACUUAAGAAAAACAAGAAAAUUCCCCAAAACCCUUGAACAACUUUAAACCUGUGCAAGACCUGAAGAUAAUCUGCUGUUCUUAUUUGUGUUCUGAAUGUAACAGCUUCACCUGUUGAGUAAGGAACGUUUUUUGUUUUUUGUUUUUUUUUUUGUUCUGGUUCGAUUCCUGUUCCCUAAUUCUUUGUAAAUGGGGAAGAACAAAGCUCAUUUGUUGUGGUUUAGUUGUCCUAAUUUCUGUUGCCUCUUGUCUCUUUGCAUUUGACACAUUGUGACAGGAAAACUGUCCACGUUGCACAGCCUACAGGUUCACUGCCGCAAGAGCUGACCUCUCAAACCGUGAACUUUUCUUCUUGUCUUUAUUCAUAUGGGCAGUUUGCACAUCCUCCAGCACCGCCGUAGAGAACUUUCAUAUCACACAACCUCGAACACGCUCCCUGUCUGGGUACUUCUUAAUCAAAGGGACUUCAGGCCAUGAAGUGUCAGAAUCUCUGUUGGGUAUUGCUGCUCCUUACUGACUGCAGUUUAGUUUUCAAGUAUUGACAGCUGGAUUUCUGGUUCAUUACGUGUUUGUAGGAUUUCCCUUCUUGUGUUUUUACUAUCAACUGCAAUUCUGCCCUCAAAUUGUCUUGGCCUUAAAUGUGAAUUAUUUGGCCGUUUUUACUGAGUGUACUAGGGAUAAUGUACUUUUAACUGACUAUAAAUAAAGAUUUAUACAAA